AUGGAGUCCAGAGUGACACAGACCUUUUUAUUUGUUUUAUUUCUCAUUUCCACAGCUGUAUUAGCUGAAAUAAUAUCAUCCGAAGAUUCCAAUUUAAAAAUGGAUGAGGCUUUGCUGACUGUUCACAAUAAAUUGCCAAGAAGCAUCAUUGUUUUCUAUGUCUCUGAUUACUGCUACAAGUGCCUGUACCAGCCUUUGGUCGUGAUUCGACCCUCCAGUGGACUUCAGCCUGGCAAUGCCUCAGUAGCCAUCCGUACGCGAUUCAUCUUGACUUUCAGGAUCAUGACUGAAGUUGGGAACAUCACCCUUUGCAGCUGGAGUAAACUGUAUGGAGAGGCAGGACAUUAUUCUACAUGGGUCCAAAAACAAACUGGGAUUGACAGCAAAAUCACAUGCUCCCAGACUGUUGAAAAGGCACCCAUUAACAGUUACACUGCUCUUCUAGUAGCAGCAGUUAUCCUGGGUCUUCUGGCACUUCUGCAUCUCUUGGGAUUGUACCUAUAUAGACAGCAAUGGAUACGGCACUACAUCAGCCAGUGUUUCUGCAAAAACAGAACAGUAAACAGUAACAGAUCAACAAAUAACAAUGGGGGAGCUGAUGAGACAAAAGCUAAAUCAUCUCGUCUUCGUUCUUUGGACACAUUUAGAGGAUUGUCUCUGACUAUCAUGGUUUUUGUCAACUAUGGUGGAGGGGGUUACUGGUUCUUUGAACAUGCUCCAUGGAAUGGUCUGACCAUUGCUGAUCUUGUCAUGCCUUGGUUUGUCUUUAUAAUGGGCACAUCGGUUGCCCUGGCAUUCAGCUCCAUGCUGAAGCGAGGAGUGAGCAGGAUACAGCUUCUGAGCAAACUGACCUGGAGGACCGUGGUCCUGAUGCUCAUCGGAGUUUUCUUCAUGAACUAUGGACCCAGGGAUGGACCACUUUCUUGGUCUUGGGCCAGGAUCCCUGGGGUCCUUCAACGUCUUGGCUUUACGUACUUCGUACUGGCCUUGAUGGAGACAUUCUGUGCUAAAAAACAUGCCUCUGAAGGUGAGGGCUGCUGGUGGAGACCAAUAAGAGAUAUUGUCCUGUACUGGCCAGAGUGGGUUUUUGUUUUUCUGCUAGAGAUCAUCUGGCUGUGCCUCACCUUUCUCCUGCCAGUCCCCAACUGCCCCACGGGCUAUGUGGGACCAGGUGGAAUCGGAGAUGAUGGCCUGUUCUAUAAUUGCACUGGUGGUGCUGCUGGAUACAUUGACAAGUUGCUUCUAGGCGAAAACCACAUUUACAGCAAUCCUACCUGUAAGGAAUUGUAUAAGACUACAGUGCCCUUUGACCCAGAAGGCAUCCUAGGGACACUCAAUUCCAUUGUAAUGGGAUUCAUUGGAAUGCAGUCUGGAAAGAUCCUGCUUAUAUACCGUGGGAAGAACUUCAGCAUUUUAAAAAGGUUCCUGCUCUGGGCUUUGAUACUGGGAAUCUUUUCAGCCAUCCUCUCUAAAUGCACACGGGACGAAGGAUUUAUACCUGUCAAUAAAAACCUCUGGUCUUUUUCGUACAUCACUUGCAUGGGCUGUUUCUCUUUCAUCCUAUAUGGAUUGAUGUACUAUGUAAUUGAUGUCAAAGGCUGGUGGGGUGGUCAGCCUUUCAUUUUCCCAGGGAUGAACUCCAUCUUUGUGUAUGUAGGCCAUUCCCUUUUGGGCACCUACUUUCCCUUCAGCUGGGCUCUGAAGUUUGAAGAGAGUCAUGGCGCCCAGCUUUUCCAAGAUCUUGUGGGGACUGGUCUGUGGGUCUUCAUUGCCUAUUUUCUGUACAGACACAAGUUCUUUCUGAAAGUAUGACUGACUUGGACACUGUGACAUCGUUGGAAACCAAAUGACAAUGGCUAUGGCCUAGACAAGCAGAAAAACUAAGCAAGA
Molecule: messenger RNA, 1890 nt
Organism: Lepisosteus oculatus (spotted gar)
Lineage: Eukaryota; Metazoa; Chordata; Actinopteri; Semionotiformes; Lepisosteidae
Source: RefSeq, a predicted model, not a curated record